Molecule: messenger RNA, 909 nt
Organism: Cicer arietinum (chickpea)
Lineage: Eukaryota; Viridiplantae; Streptophyta; Magnoliopsida; Fabales; Fabaceae
Source: RefSeq, a predicted model, not a curated record
AUGAAAUGCACACUUUCAUCAAAGAAAAAGAUUCAGUUCAUCAACGGUUUGCUUAUUCAACCUUCUUAUUCAUAUCUCGAUCACGAUCUUUGGGAUCGCACCAACAACAUGGUGAUUUCUUGGAUCACCAGGACUUUAUCACAUGUUUCACAAAGCAUCAUUUUCAUCGACUCUGCCUUUGAUCUAUGGUCCGAUUUAUGUGAUAGGUUCACCAAAGAUAAUCAUUUCUGUCUUUUUGAUCUUCUCCGCGACCUUCACUCAAUUAAACAAGGAGAUUGCAAUUUAUCGACUUUCUUUAUCAAUCUUAAGAUUCUUUGGGAUGAACUUGAAGAUUUACGCCCUACACCUUCGUGUACUUGCUAUGUUCCCUGCACAUGCAAACUGACCAUCGUUGUUCGAAGCUUCAAAGAUCAAGAAUACGUCACUUGCUUCCUCAAAGGAUUGAAUGACAAUUAUUCCAAUAUUCGCACUAAAAUUCUUCUCAUGGAGAACUUACCCUCCAUUAUCAAGGUAUAUUCUUUGGUUGCUCAACAAGAACCUACAUCCAAUCCAUCUCCUCCAAACUCUGAUGUUGUCAGUGUGAAUUAUGGAACUACCAAUUAUCGUAAUACACAACAAGUUGGACGUGGUAGAGUACGUCCUCAACCAAAGUCUCAAAUGUUCUGCACACAUUGCCAUAAAACCAAUCACACAGUGGAUUCUUGCUACUUCGAACAUGGCUUUUCUCUUGGGAACCAUUUAAAUAAAAACCAUAAUCAUAAUUCACUUCCUCCUUUUGAAAUCAAGUCUACUUCACCAUCCAAUUCAAUUCUAGAAGACCACUCUCCUUCAAUUUCAAGGGAAGAUUAUCAUUACUUGGUUAAUCUUCUUCAGUCAUCGAAAAAGGAGACUCACAACAAGAAAACAUAG